AUGGCUGGUCAGCAGACUGUAUUGCUCGCGAGUUUGCUUUUCCCUGGGUUUCUAGUUUCAGAAGCUGCCAAAAUUCUGACAAUAACUUCAUUUGGUGGAAGUCAUUGCCUACUGAUGAAUUGUGCCUCUGAAGUUCUCCAAGAGCAUGGUCACCAGGUGACCAACAUUGUUUUUGAUAUACCAUUCAUCUCAGGUUUAAACAAACAGCAAAAAUCAUACCAGGUAAUUAAUUGGGUUCCACCUGAAGAGCAACGAAAUAAAAUUCAAAGACAAUUUGAUCUCCUUGUGAAAGAAAGCCUUCAUGGCAGACAUGAAUUCCAAGCCAUCGUAAAGCUUUAUGAGCACUAUGGGACUUCAUGCAGUCACUUGCUAAGCAGAGGUGACAUCAUGGAUUCCUUAAGGAAUGAAAACUUUGACCUGUUGUAUUUUGAUGCGUUGGGUCUCUGUUCUUUCCUGAUUGCUGAGAAGAUUGGAAAACCAUUUGUAGUUUUUCUUUCUGUACUGGCUAGCAGUAUUGACUUUGGACUCCCAAGCCCCUUGUCUUAUGUUCCAAUGUCUGGUUCUCUCCUGACUGACAAAAUGGACUUCUGGGGCCGAGUCAAGAAUUUUCUGAUGAGAAUUGAUUUCUCCAUGAGACAAAAGAAAAUACAUUCUCAGUUCGACGGCACCAUCCGGGAGCAUUUUGAAGAAGACUCUCAGCCAGUUUCGUCUCAUCUCUUACAGAAAGCUGAGCUGUGGUUUCUUAGUUCUGACUUUGCCUUAGAGUUUGCUCGCCCCCUGCUUCCUAACACUAUUUAUGUUGGAGGUUUACUGGACAAGCCUGUUAAACCAAUACCACAGGACUUGGAAAAUUUUAUCACUCAGUUUGGAGACUCAGGUUUUGUCCUUGUGUCCCUGGGCUCCAUAGCAACCAUGCAUCAGACCAUGGAAAUUAUUAAGGAGAUGAACAGUGCCUUUGCUCACCUCCCUCAAGGGGUGCUAUGGACAUGUAAGGAUUCUCACUGGCCCAAAGAUGUCAGAUUGGCCCCAAAUGUGAAAAUAGUGGACUGGAUUCCUCAGAAUGACCUGUUGGCUCAUCCUAGAAUCCAUCUGUUUGUCACCCAUGGGGGACUGAAUAGUGUAAAUGAGGCCAUCCAGCAUGGAGUACCCAUGGUGGGGAUUACUAUUUUUGGAGACCAACCUGAAAACAUGGUCCGAGUAGAAGCAAAGAACAUUGGUGUUUCUAUUCAAAUACAGACACUCAAGGCAGAGACGUUUGCGCUCACAAUGAAAGAAGUCAUAGAAGACAAGAGGUACAAGUCUGCAGCCAUGGCUGCCAGAGCCAUCAGGCGCUCCCACCCCUUGACAUCUACCCAGUGUCUGGUGGGCUGGAUUGACCACAUCCUACAAACCGGGGGAGGAGCACACCUAAAGCCCCAUGCCUGUCAACAGCCAUGGCAUGUUCAAAACAUGCUGGAUGUCCUGUUGUUUCUGUUGGGGUUCACUCUAGGCACCUUGUGGCUAGUUAAGAAAGUGCUGAGCUUGUUGCUCAGGUCCCUGGAUGAAGAUCUCUUAUCUAAAAGAAAAGUGAAAGUUGGUGAGAUUGAUGUCCUGACGAAGCCAUCCCUCGGCUGGUAG
Molecule: messenger RNA, 1617 nt
Organism: Mastomys coucha (southern multimammate mouse)
Lineage: Eukaryota; Metazoa; Chordata; Mammalia; Rodentia; Muridae
Product: UDP-glucuronosyltransferase 3A2-like
Exons: 8
Coding region: 1-1617 (538 amino acids)
Molecular function (GO): UDP-glycosyltransferase activity
Source: RefSeq, a predicted model, not a curated record